Macadamia integrifolia is the source of this 1071-nucleotide messenger RNA. RefSeq names its product protein HHL1, chloroplastic. The record is from RefSeq and is a predicted model, not a curated record. The coding region runs from base 155 to 871 and encodes 238 amino acids. Lineage: Eukaryota; Viridiplantae; Streptophyta; Magnoliopsida; Proteales; Proteaceae. The transcript is spliced from 6 exons.
AGAGACGAGAAGAAAUCCAGAAAUAUGGAUGUGGAUAAGGGACUAGAAACAACGAUACUGUGAAGUCACUGUGAACCAGAGUGUGUGUGUGUGAGCCAUUGUGCUUGGUGGUGGCGGUGCUGGUGGUGGCGGCUUUGCUUCUUCUGAGGGAUAUAUGAUGGAGGUAGGCAUGUCUUUAAACGCACUGGUUCGGCUUCCUUUGUCGAAUUCGAGGAGGAGCCAUGACGAUUUGCUCUUCAGACACUCUCUUUGGUCUUCUUCUGAGUCGAUUAGCAGAAGAUAUCAUCAGCAGCCAAAGCAAAGGAAGCAUGUUACGGUUGUUCAAGCUAAGGGGAAAAGAGGAAUGGCAGCUCGUCAGUUCCAACGCCCUCCCCCUCCUUCCUUGCCCCAAAUCGAAGAUGAUGGAAACCCUAAAUUCGUCAUCUUCAUCCGCAUGGCUAAUGUUUAUCUUUGGUACCCACUAAGUCUCAUAACUGGUGGAACAACUGCAAAAAUCAUGGUUGCUGCCAAAGAUAAUAUUCUCGGAAAAUAUAUCUACAAAGAUACACUAGCUAGAAAUCUUGCGGCUGUGAUUUACAAAGAUGAGAAGGAGAUACAAAAGACAGCAUUUAAGCAGUAUCGUGUGUUGCGGUCGGCUACGGAUUUUAGAUAUGGCUACAAACUUGUUGAAAAUAAUAACGUAAGAUCUGCACUUGCUACCUCAGAUGUUAUUGAGCUUCCAAGACAGGAGGAGCUCAAAACCGUAGUUGACAAAGUGAAGGACUUUUUUGGGGAUGCGAAAGAAUCAUUUGGAAAGCUCACAGCUCUAAGUUCGACCACCACUGAGGAGUCAGAAGAAAAUUCAAAAGAAAAAGUCAAGGUGAAAGACUGAAGGUGGAACACUCCAUUCUCCUCAACGCAGUGCAGUGGCCUUUGAUGGUCUUUGUUCCUUUGGGUUCGAAAAUGGUCUUCGAAAAUGGAGCAAGUUUUAUACAUAAUUUUGUAGCAUAAGGUUUUAUUCACAGAUCUGACUUGAUCAAACAAAAUUGUAGAUUUUUCUGUAUAUGAAGAAGAAAAGUAGUGUUUCUUUGA